AUGAAGUUCGUUUUCCACAGCUGGUGAUGGCGGAUGUUGUUGAAAAAGACACCAUGAAGAAUUACCACAUAGCUUCUGAGAAAAUUAACCCAGAGGCCAGUCGCUAUCCUUACUGUAUUGUGUGGACACCUAUCCCUGUGUUAUCAUGGCUGCUGCCCUUCAUUGGACACAUGGGAAUCUGUACUUCCACUGGUGUCAUUCGGGACUUUGCUGGGCCAUACUUUGUUUCAGAAGAUAACAUGGCUUUUGGAAGACCAACAAAGUACUGGAUGCUUGAUGUUAGCAAAGUCUAUGCAAGUGGCUCCAAUGCAUGGGACACUGCAGUGCAUGAUGCUUCAGAGGAGUAUAAGCACAGGAUGCACAACCUGUGUUGUGACAACUGUCACUCCCAUGUGGCCAUGGCUCUGAAUCUGAUGCGAUAUGAAAACAGCACCUCAUGGAACAUGGUCAACCUUUGCCUCCUAGCUCUUAUCCAUGGAAAACAUGUCAGCUGUGCAGGCUUUCUGAAGACCUGGCUGCCUUUCCUGAUGCUCAUGGGCAUCAUCCUCACCGUGGCCCUGGCCCUGAACCUCCGGUGACCUGCCAGACAGGUUAAGGACACGAGUGGAACCCCUGCAGGUCGGGAUGUGGGGUUGACCUUUUAAAACAACGUGAGACGGGGUCAUCACACAGCGUCCAGCGAAAGCAACAGCAACAGGAGAUAAACACUACUCCGCUCCCAGAGCAGAUGUCGAAGAAAACGUCCAACACACGCUCGGUUUGUGAGGAGCAGGCAAGCUGUUCCCAAAGCUGGAAUGCCCCAGUGACAACAGAAAUUCAUUUCUAUUCAGUCGUUUGUUUGGAGAGAAGUGAGUGAAACCCCCUCCCCCCUGCUGCUCCAACCACCAGGACCAUGCAAACACACUUAAUGGAUUGUGAUCGUUGAAAGCCUAAUACCAGGUUCAAAAACCUGCGAAUAGUAGAAGUUGCAUAGCUCGAUUAAUAUUUGAACAGGUACGCAUAUUGUUAAGUUCUGAGGGAAACACAUCCAUGCCUUGCUUUCUGAUUUUAAUGAUCUUACUCUGGAAUGAAUUGGGAGUGUAAUCCCUUGAUUCAGUGCUUCCUGAAUGGCGUUUUUCUACUGGGAAGCACAAACAUGUUAAAUCAAUUAGAUGCCUUUCUAGGGAUUUCUUGCAUUUCGUGCUUGAUUUAAUGUAGCUCCUCUACAGUACUGCAACUUAAAUAUACUCGACUUAGUUUGUAUUUUUGUGCAUUUUCUUACUGCAUCAAAUGGUAUUUAGUCUAACUCUGAACUCUGUAGGAUUAUCAGAAACUUUGCGUCUUUUAAAAAGAACUGUUUUCUCACAGAUGCAUUUGCAUCCGACAGAUCACCUCAUGGUACUUCAAUAGGUUUACGACUUUUCAUACCGUUUACUGCAGCUCAUCCAUGCAAUGAUUGUAGCAACCUCAGUGAAUGUGGGCUAGAGAAACCAACUGAAUAGUUUUAGUUUUCUAUAGCCGUGCCAAAUGUAGGAGAAUGCGAGACCAACGCAAACUGUGUUCUCACAUAUGUUGCUUAAUGGAACAGCUCAUUGAUUUCACGGAGUUAUUGAAUGAAGAGCGCAGAAGUGUCAUCUGCAGUAAUGAAUCCAGCUCUGGUCAUUCACGUCGGCCGUACACCAAAUGACUUUUCAUAUAGUUUUACUUCAGAGUUGGUGCACUCUCACUGUUCAUACAGACUGUUUGGUAUGAGGAGGUCAUCAAACUUAGUCUGAGCUUGUCUUGAGUCUGUUUUGUUUUCCUCUUGUUUUAACAGUUCAACAAAAUCAGACCUCCUUAAUAUUAGCAGAAGUUUGUUGCUUUGCUCAUAUAAAAAGUCAACUAGUAGAUGUUUGUUCUCAAGCAGCAAAUGCAUGGAAUUAAGGACAAACAGAACAGAAUCCAGUUAUCCAGACAGCUGCAUGUUCCUUUUCUACCACUCUACUAAGUGGGGUUUAGCGCCCCCUACAGACAGGACUUUUUGCCCACUUAAACACCUCCCUACAUCUCCAGAAUUUUCUUUUACUUUUCUUCUUUAGACCCAAGACCUCAAGUGAAUCUGCAACAAACUCUUAAUUAUAUUCACUUAAUCCUCCAAUCUGAUUAUCUGGCCUGAUCCUUACCAUCUUGUGGUGAUCGAGAUAAACCCAAGAACAAUAACUGAGAAAACAAAGCUCAAACAAAUGCGGUUUUAGUUUUGCAAAUAGUGACCCUGCGAGAUCUCCAGGAUAGACUGUAAACUGUGAAUUCUGACACGAGAGGAAGCUCACACUAGGGCUCUAACUGAGAUCUAAAGAAUUACAGCAUGCCAUUUUCAUGUUGUAGUACAAACUAAUUAUAAACAUGUUUUUUGUCUGCAUCACCUAAAGAUAAAACACAAUUAGAAGUUGUUUGUCAUAUGUGCAAUAUUUGGUCAACAAACAACAUCUAAAAGCAUUAUUUUCGAAAGUACGUUGACUGUUAAAAAUAAGUUUAAAUGAAAUAAAGCCCCACUGGAAAGGUUGAAGAUAUAUUCACAAUACAGUUUGAGUAAAAAAGGAAACACUAAUCUCAAUACAUGAUUUAGACAGUGAUUAAAAAACUUGAUUAAUUGUAUUAUUUGAUAUAUUUCUCAGUGCUUCAUCACAUUUCAGUUUUUUUUAGUCCUUUAGUUUACCUCAGGCAUCAGUCAAACCUGAGUUUUGGUUUUCAUUACUGCUUUUGACUUCUGGGUAAAAAAAAGCAAAGAGUCAGUGCCUAAAACGACCUCUGACCAAUUUUCAGUUUGGUGGGUUAUUUCUGUCCCCCUUUCAGAAACGUUAAUUCCUCAUAAUGGUUGGUUGGAAAAUCCGUUGCCAUGGCUGUCAUGGCUAAAUUCAAAUCCCCUCAUUGUUUGCAAUCAAACAGAAAAAAGAAAAGUGUGAAGCCCUCCCUUUUGUCCGCCGUACUGCCAGAAGCAGCAGGUAGCCAGGAUCCUCAGGUUUUUCACGCUCACCAAGCCCUGGCUGAAUCUCCCAGGUUUCCCUCCAGCGCCCGAGCAGCGUCGCUCCUGCUGUUUUCCACCUCUGCACAUCAGAUUUGAAGGUCAUUGUGAAAUGCCAACGCCGUUUCACAAAGCUUUGAUUUACAGCCAACAUCCUGCAAUAAGUAGAUGUCAUUGAAGUGUAGGCGUAUAAAUUAAAAAGUGUUGUUUUGUUUUUUUUCUUUUUGCAGCAUUAGGGCAAACACUGUGCCGGGCGUCCAGGCUUUGCUCCCCUCAUUGGGCUGAAUAUUCUGUGGCCUCUUGUGUAGAUAUCACCCAUGUUGCCUGUAAAUAUUUGAACACACACAUUACACUGUUCACCAGGUGCUCUUUAUAUACUUUGCGAACUUGAUCACUCACUCUACACUUUCAGCCUUUGAAUAAUUUACAUUGUAUUGUAAUUUUUGCCUCUUUACUCCACUUGCGCAUAUCUCAUCUCUGCUCUGCAGCGAAGCGCAUUCGUGCCUGAAAGAGCGCGUGAUUAAUUGCGUGUGUCAUGCAUAUGGCGACCGGAGAGAGCAUGUGGUUGCAUGCCAACGUGUGUGUAUUGCAUGCAUGUAAGAAUAUGAGCGGUGCUGGUGAAGUUCAGGUUUGACUCAAACUGUGGCUCUUGAUUAAUCUGCUGCAUUUCACUGCAGCUAACUGCCCUGUGAUCCAUUUAUUUGUAUGUAUUUACAUAUCUUUGUUUUAAUCUGUUUUGAUUUCAAUUUCAUCUGAUUGUUGGUACAUUUAAAAGCUUAAAUAAUUAAUUUAAAUAGAAGUUAAUGUUGAUUUGAUGCUGUGUAGCUAGAGCUACACAGUAAUAUGCUCAAAGAGUUGUAACGAGAAAGAAAAGGAGAAUCUGGCCUUAAGCAGUAAACAGGAAACUGAACAGAGAUAAUUUUCUGCCAAAAAUUUUCUUUUUUUCUUUUUUUUAAAUGUGAAGCGAUUCACUAAUAGGCUGUAGUUUACAAAUCCAAAACGUACCUAAUAAUCACUUCACGACUUGUUUCUAAUAAUACUUCAGAGACCGCUAAAGCAUGUGUUAGUCACAAACAAGUACAAAAAUAUCACAAUUUUUGGUACAAUAUUUCCAAUGUGCUGCUUUGAUGUGGACAGUGUUUUUAGUCACAGCCUUCUGAAUGCAAGUAAUCAGUCACUUAGUCUAAACAGUGCACAAUAUUGGCAUGUUUUUUAAGAGCUGACUCAUUUUUAUUUGGGGUGGGAGGAGAUUUACCUCACAGAAGCAGAAGUAAUACUAUAACACCAUUCAUGCACAAAUGCUGCAUAUAAUGAAAGUUUGAAAAAUGCAUUAAAUAAUGUACUUGUACUUUUUUAAAGUAAUAUUUUGGUGUGAUGUCAGGACUAAAUUGCCUUAAAUUGACUUGAUUAUUCGACUUCAAAAAUGAAUUAAAAUGGCCAUCCCUAAUUUUUUAUAAUGAUCAAAUGAAGUUUACCACAUUAUAUUGUAGGUGCUGUAGCUCAUCAUUGCUGAUUUUCUGCAUUUGAUUCCCACGAGGAUGCAUUAUUCAACAGAAUUGAUUCUGUAGCUGCCAAGAUUAGCAUUCUGUGCUUUUAAGAGAUUAAUGUUUCAUAUGAAACCCAUAUAUUACACCGAGGACUGUUUUAAGCUGAACGUUCUGAGCAUCAUACAUGUAACACUCGGCUAAAACAACCACACAUAUCGUAAAUGUCAGUUCUGCUGAAUAAUGCAUCUCAGCAGGAAUCAAACGUGAUGAAUGUUAAUAAACUCAAACAGCCCAAAAUGUUUGUAGCACCAUUCCAUCCUAGUUUACAUUAUUAUUGUAUUUUUUUACAGAGAUGCUUGAAGCAGAAUUCAACAUAUCCACCAAAUACACCAAAUUCAGCACAAAUACGGUGCAAAGAUUGUGCCAAAAGUUGUGACUAUAGUAUUUCUCCUUUCUAUAGUUCUAUUCAAAACAUGAUGAAUGUUACAUAUUCAUUUGAUACAUACUGAAAAUUCUGUAUUUGCAAACCCAAAUGCAUUAAUUUAUUAAUCAUGGUUUGUUUGGGCAGGAAAUUAUCUCUGUUAUCUGGAGGACAUUUUCAGUCUGUCUCCUGUGUUUCUUGUUAUAUAGUCAUGUCACCACUGUUAAUAUACAUACACAUGCCAAAUCUGAAGGACAUACGCAUUAAAUCAUUGAAAAGUUCGGAUUUAUUGUAGCCCUUUAACUUCUGGGUUAUAAAUGUGGACAUACAGUAGCUCAUUCUACCUGAGGACGCGGUACAUCUCUGUCCAAACCUGUAGCGACUAUAUGUGGCUGUGGGAGAAAAAAAAAACCCCUGAAGAAACAAACACCAGUCCAUUUGGUUCUCGGUAAUUACACUAAAUGUUGGAAAAUGGCAGAACAGCUCUGUGUUCUUGAAUAUGUAAGUUGUUCUUUUAGUCAAACAGCUCAUUCAUUAUAUUAUGAGCCAUGAAAGGGCCUUUUGAGGACAUUUGGGCUCAACUUACUGCUUUUAACCUAUAUGAGAAAUAUAUAUGUAUAUUUUAGAAAGUGAGUUAGAAAAGUUAUUAUUUAUCGGAGUGCAUGUGCAAGAAUACAAUAUUCAAUGGAGAUCAUUGAAAUGGUUUUAGAUGUUGCCUGCUGCGGUGCCUUGUUGUAUCCAAGAGCCAGGUCCAGGAAUGUGGAGACCUGUGGUCCCAGCCAUUCAGCGUGUUGACAAAAGACAGUUGGGAUGCUAUUAUUAGUGCCACUAUCCAUAUAUACUUAUACCAGUCUGCAGUUCCAAAACUCUUUUGUUCUUUUAAUCCUCAAAAAUAUCUUUUAUGCUGCGGAUCGUAUAGCCCACGGGGAAUUUUAGAACUCUUGCAAGUGACUGUGUGAACUCUGAAUGUGUUUAUGACUUACAGCUAUAAUACCAAUAAAGAUGUCUAUUAUUGUAGA
Messenger RNA from Sphaeramia orbicularis (orbiculate cardinalfish), 5907 nucleotides. It is a transcript of the gene tmem222b, whose product is annotated as transmembrane protein 222b. NCBI's taxonomy places the organism in Eukaryota, Metazoa, Chordata, Actinopteri, Kurtiformes, Apogonidae. Bases 27 to 578 code for a protein of 183 amino acids. The transcript has 6 exons. The record is from RefSeq and is a predicted model, not a curated record.